This is a messenger RNA of Carica papaya (papaya), 1860 nucleotides long. It is a transcript of the gene WTF9, whose product is annotated as Ubiquitin carboxyl-terminal hydrolase family protein. Lineage: Eukaryota; Viridiplantae; Streptophyta; Magnoliopsida; Brassicales; Caricaceae. Gene Ontology annotation, molecular function: RNA binding. The record is from RefSeq and is a predicted model, not a curated record.
AAAAAAGUAAAAAGAAAAACCACCAGGCUCUGAUUAGCGAUGGUAAUGGCGGAAUUGGGUGUCUUAAGGUUUGCGCCGCAUUAGAAAGCAAGCCUGCAAGAAUCUCUUCUCGUUCUCGUCUCUCUUUUCUCUCUCCACAGCCAUAGCCGCGUACAGUGCGUAUUCUUACCAUUCAACUCAUGUUCUUCAAACCCAUCAUUAAAACCCUUCUCUCUGCGUCGCUCCCAUACCAACCAGAAAAGAUACCUCCAUACAUCUACAUCCAAAAGCAAAGUUAUGUCGAUGUAUACAUGAAAUGGAAGAAAGACUCUUAUUAUGACUCAAUUGAGCACAUCUACAAAUCCGUACAACUCAGGCCCAUUAUUUCACUCAAGAAUUGCAUCGUGCAGAACGCCAACGGCUGCGUACCAAUCUCUGCUAUAUCGAAGAGGGGGACAGAGUUUGAUAUACCCAUUAAGGUUGCCAGGUUCUUGAGACAAUACCCAUCAAUUUUCGAGGAGUUUACUGGUCCGGAGCACAAUCUUCCUUGGUUCAGGCUGACCCAAGAGGCUGCCGAGAUUCAUAGAGAAGAAAGAAAGGUGUAUGAGAAUUGCCGGGAGGAUUUAAGGGGUAGGCUGAAGAGGUUGAUUUUGAUGAGUAAACAAAAGGUUUUGCCUUUAAAGAUUAUUAAAGGUUUGGAGUGGUAUUUGGGGUUGCCUGAGGAUUUUUUGCAGCACCCAGAAGAGAACCUUGAUGGGUCUUUCAGGUUUGUGGAUGUGGAAGAUGGAUUAAAGGGAUUGGCUGUUGAGAGUGAGGGAAAAAGGGUUUUGUCAAUGUUGCAGAGAGAUGCAAUGAAGAAAGGUGUUUACUUUGGUGGCUCAAUGGAGGCAAUUGAGUUCUCUCUUUUUCCUUCAAAGGGCUUCAGGCUGAGGAGGAAGAUAGACGAUUGGUUAAAAGAAUUCCAAAAGCUUCCUUAUGUUUCACCCUAUGAGGACUUCUCACAUUUGGAUCCAAACAGUGAUUUAGCAGAGAAGAGAGUUGUUGGAUUUCUUCAUGAGUUGCUUUGUCUGUUUGUUGAGAAUUCAGCUGAAAGGAGGAAGCUUUUGUGCCUUAAAAAGUACUUCGGAUUGCCACAGAAAAUGCACAAGGCAUUUGAGAGGCAUCCCCAUAUAUUCUAUUUGUCUUUGAGGAACAAAACUUGUACAGCCAUCCUUAAAGAAGCUUGUUCUAAUAAAUCUGGUAUAGAGAGGCAUCCACUAUUGAGAGUGAGGAAGAAGUACAUUCAGCUGAUGAAGAAAUCUGAGGUGAUUUUGAAGAACAGGAGGUUUAGUAACCGUUUUGUUGAGUCAAAGAAUGUGGAGAAGGAUUUGGAUUUGGAUUUGGAUUUGGAUUAUGAUAAUGAUGAAGGCAGCUCAGAGAUUACAGUGUGCUCUUUUGUUGAAGUUUCAUGAUGAUGUGAAGAAAGAAUAUGCAGCCUAACCUAAUGGAAGAAAGAAAGACGCACAUGGAGGCUUAUUGAGCGGGACUAAUCAGGCCUCCAGCUGAUUUAUAUGGAGUGACGACUGUCUGUUUUGAAGUGAUGAUGGAGCUUCGAAGUGACAAGAGUAUGUUGCCAUACAGGGGAUGUUAAACUAUCAUUUAAUGUUUAUUAGAAACUAAAUGUAACUGAUAAAUAUAUUUUCAUGCAAUAAAUGUUAAAUUAUUUCUUCUUUUUUUUGUUGAUCAAUAAAUUUUAUAUGUUUAUAUUUGGACAGAAGAAUAUGGGGUUUAGUAGGAGGACAAAGGGCAAGCAAAGUCCAUUAUUCUUGUUUUUCAGUCCUCCUUUGAUUUGCUUUAAUCUAAAUUCUUGUCAAGAAAGCUUUGUAGAAUGAUCUUUUUUUU